This is a messenger RNA of Panicum virgatum (switchgrass), 540 nucleotides long. RefSeq lists its product as uncharacterized. Bases 18 to 512 code for a protein of 164 amino acids. The record is from RefSeq and is a predicted model, not a curated record. Gene Ontology annotation, biological process: transposition. NCBI's taxonomy places the organism in Eukaryota, Viridiplantae, Streptophyta, Magnoliopsida, Poales, Poaceae. The transcript is spliced from 3 exons.
ACAGGUGCGAGGAGGGAAUGAUGACCGUGGCACGCGAGGUGGCAAACACGGCCUGUCACAAUCUGGUGGCGGAUAUGCUCUAUGAGGCGCACAUCCAGGCCAACUGUGAUUACAAAUGUCGCAUCGAAAAAGUGAAGACCAACAAAGGGGCUGUGCAAAACCUCAGGCUAACUCGGGAACAAUAUAUGAGGGUGAUUCCUUGGUGGUUAGCCGGGAAUGAACAGUGCUGGGACAUGAUAAUCGACAGGUGGUAUGCGGAAGGUUGGGUGGAGAUGCACGAGUCUUGCCGGCAGUGGCGUUUGAUGAUGCCAGGUGCACCGCACCAUCAGGGCAAUAGUCACCUACGACAGUACGCGGCCAGAUGGUCGGCCUCACAUGGAGGCGAGCCUUGCCCCCCGAUCAAGGCGUGGGCUUUGGCCCACAAAGGGAAGGCGACAUCGGAUGUCAACUACAACCCGGCGGACCCCCCCAGAAGCGUACAGCCACACAACUGUCCACAGUCGCCUCAGUGAGUACAACUCGAUGACAACGGAGGUGCAU